CGCACAGCCGCGGCGAGAUGGCACCGGCUGGAAGUCCCCGCGCCAAGAAGGGCAUUUUGGAGCGUUUGGAUGCUGGGGAGGUUGUGGUUGGAGAUGGCGGCUUUCUCCUAACUCUGGAGAAGAGGGGCUACGUGAAGGCAGGGCUCUGGACACCAGAGGCCGUGGUAGAGCAUCCAAAUGCAGUUCGUCAGCUUCACAUGGAAUUCUUGAGAGCGGGAUCGAAUGUCAUGCAGACUUUCACCUUUUCUGCCAAUGAGGACAAUAUGGAAAGUCAGUGGGAAGCUGUCAACGCUGCUGCCUGUGACCUCGCCCAAGAAGUGGCCGGCAAAGGUGAUGCUUUGGUAGCAGGGGGGCUCUGCCAGACUUCGUUAUACAAACACCACAAGGAUGAAGAUAGAAUUAAAAAACUUUUUCGACUACAGCUCGAAGUAUUUGUCAGGAAAAACGUGGACUUCUUGAUUGCAGAGUAUUUUGAAUAUGCUGAGGAAGCUGUGUGGGCUGUGGAAGUCUUAAAAGAAUCUGGAAAACCCGUGGCAGCCACCAUGUGCAUAGGCCCAGAGGGAGACAUGCAUGGCGUGACCCCUGGCGAAUGCGCUGUGAAGCUGGUGAAGGCAGGGGCUUCAAUCAUUGGGGUGAACUGCCGAUUUGGGCCCUGGACCAGUCUGAAGACAAUGAGGCUAAUGAAGGAAGGCCUGCAGGCUGCAGGCCUGAAAGCACAUUUGAUGGUGCAGUCCCUGGUGUUCCACAUGCCCGACUGCGGCAAAGGAGGGUUUGUGGAUCUCCCGGAAUAUCCCUUUGCACUGGAGCCCAGAGUUGCAACCAGAUGGGACAUUCAAAAAUAUGCCAGAGAAGCCUACAACCUGGGGAUCAGGUACAUAGGAGGGUGCUGUGGAUUUGAGCCCUACCACAUCAGGGCCAUUGCAGAGGAGCUGGCCCCAGAAAGGGGAUUUUUGCCUCCAGCUUCAGAGAAACAUGGCAGCUGGGGAAGUGGUCUCAAUAUGCACACCAAGCCCUGGAUUAGAGCCAGGGCUAGAAGGGAAUACUGGGAGAACCUGCUGCCGGCUUCGGGCAGACCUUUCUGUCCUUCACUGUCAAAGCCAGAUGUCUAAGCAGUCGUCAAAGAAAACACUGUAAUAACAGAAAGGAAAGAAAUCCCCCUCGAGCCUCAUCUGGAACCCUUCCUCACCUCUGUCCUCAGCCCACCCUGACGUCUCCAGCUACUGAACAGCUAAUGUGCUGCCAACUCAACACAGGAUGCGAACUGCGCUCCUGCUGUGGUUAAGCACCAAGCAGGAUGCUGGGGGGAGAUGCGAAGAUGGUAAGAAAGACCCCUGUCCUCCAGGUACCGACGGUCCAGUCAUGUCGCUGGACAUGCUGUGGACGGGCAGCAGGAAGAGUGAAACUUGUCUUUUAGAGUGAAUCUGAGAUUUUAAACUAACCAGAUGUCACUGAGCACUGAACCCAGUGAUGAAUGCGGGUACAUGAGAUGAAUAGAGCAGCAAUCUAAACUAAAAUUAAAGCAAUGAGUCCUUUCUUAAAUGAUGUGUAUAGUUAUUCCAAAGACAGCGCCAAAGGAAGAGAGGCAAAAAAAUGUUUUGAGCAAUGGCAAGAUUACUGAAAUAAUCAUAUAAAGUUCCAAAUCCAUUGCUUUCAAAGUUUAGUUACUUUAAAGUGUUAGGUCCUAGAACUUUUAAAACAUGUCUCUGUAAUCACAAAUAGCUAGAUUAUAAACUGCUAAGGACAAGGACUGUGUGAUAUGCUUCUUAGGUUUGUCCUCCAAGUAUUUAACAUUGUGCCAGGUAUACAAAUAGAUGCUCAAUGAAAUUCUUAUUGUUGAUUGUUCAAAAUAAGUAAAAAUAAACAGUUUCAGAAGACCUUUUUAAAAGUCAGAGUUCAAAUCUAUCUUGGUCUAAUAUUCUCUUGACUUAUAUUUAAGCUAUUUGCUAUGUAUGGAUUUCUCUCUGUAUUUUCCAAACUAUGUAUCAAUUUGCAACAACUAAUG
This is a messenger RNA of Sus scrofa (pig), 2002 nucleotides long. RefSeq names its product betaine--homocysteine S-methyltransferase 2 (gene BHMT2). Gene Ontology annotation, molecular function: S-methylmethionine-homocysteine S-methyltransferase activity; zinc ion binding. Lineage: Eukaryota; Metazoa; Chordata; Mammalia; Artiodactyla; Suidae. Gene Ontology annotation, cellular component: cytosol. Gene Ontology annotation, biological process: L-methionine salvage. The record is from RefSeq and is marked provisional.